This is a messenger RNA of Dreissena polymorpha, 1339 nucleotides long. RefSeq names its product sulfotransferase 1B1-like. Gene Ontology annotation, molecular function: sulfotransferase activity. Gene Ontology annotation, cellular component: cytoplasm. Gene Ontology annotation, biological process: sulfation. Bases 200 to 1096 code for a protein of 298 amino acids. Lineage: Eukaryota; Metazoa; Mollusca; Bivalvia; Myida; Dreissenidae. The record is from RefSeq and is a predicted model, not a curated record. The transcript is spliced from 6 exons.
CGAGUUUAAAAAAUAGAACUCUGUUCUGAUUCUUAACUUAUGAAUAUGUUUGCUACAACUACAUAAAGUGUGUACUUUUUCUUUGACGCAUCGUUAAACACUGUGACAUCGGAGUGAGAAGUAAAGAAAUAUGUGCAAACUGUCCCGAAGACUAACGAACUAUUACGAAAAUUAACGGGAAUCCCCGAACGAAAAAACGAUGUCCGUGGAACCGUACGUGUUAACGGACGCCGAAGGGGCCACUUGCGAAGGAAUGAUCAAACUUGACGGCUACCCUAUGCCCUCGUUCAUGCAAGAUUGCACUACCAGAGGAAAGAAUUUUUUUGCCAUGCGGAACUGGAAGAUUCGCGAUGAUGAUGUUGUCUUGGCAACCCUUGCAAAAGCAGGUACCCAUUGGGUUGACCCAAUUGUGUACAUGCUUCUGACAAGAAAAACCGAACUGUCAUCGGAGAGAAAAUUUACGUUGUUUGAUGCUACAACCGAGGAAAACUUCGAUAAAAUGCCUUCUCCCAGGAUUUUGGCCACACACUUACCCCCGCAAUACCUGCCGCAACAACUGGACGAAAAGAAGACAAAGAUCGUGUUAGUGUUGCGUAACCUCAAGGACGCUGCGGUUUCCUUGUACUACCACACACUGAACAUGCACUUGUUUAAUUAUUCAGGGAAAUUUAAGAACUUUCUUCCAUUGUUCAUCGAAGGGAAACAGCCAUACGGCGACGUGUUUUCCUAUUUAAGAGAAUUCGAAGAAAAGAUGAAUUCAGAACCGGACAGGAUUUGCUUAGUUAUGUACGAAGAUUUGAAAAUGGACGGGGUUAGAGAGAUUCAGCGUAUCGCCAGGUUUCUUGGCGUGGAUGCAAGUGAAGAGUUUUGUCGGGCAGUCCACGAAAGCUGCUCUUUCCACAACAUGGCGGAGAAAAGUAUGCCUGAACAAGAACGCGCAAGAUUCUUCAAACCUGGUGGCUCAUUCUAUAGGAAAGGAAUUAUCGGAGACUGGAAGACUCACUUCACGGUAGCUGAAAGCGAGAUGUUCGACGAGAUUUUUGCACAGCGGAUGGCCGGAAGUAAACUGAAGUUCACGUACUCUGCAACCGAGUAACUGGAGAGCUAAAAUGAACAGGCUUUCCAAUUGGAAUUAAAGUUCUUGAGUUAUUGCAGCAAACUUGCUAGGAAGUCAUAUUUGGUGAAAUUAUUGGUGAGACUGUAUCCUGUUUUGGAAUAUAAUUGUACGCAAUUCAUAAUAUGUAUUGGCUAUAGAACAUUGUCGCUAUGUCACUUCUAUAUACUUCUACAUGUAUUGAUUAUUCAGGCAUGCAUGCUGUAUAUAAUGCUUUUGUAAAGA